CAUAGUUGAAGAGAUUUCAAUGUAGACAAAAUGUGAUGUCUACAAUAUUCAUAUGGAACAUCAAAUCCAAGAUGAGCUCAGAGACAAAUGGAACUAGGGAUGUUAGCCUUGUGGAUUGGACUCGAAUCUAUGUUUUUGAAGACGAUCUAGGGUUGGUGGUGCAUCCCCUUGCGAUUUGUGAGGAUCCGUUGGUGGUGCACCCCUUUGCGACCGCUGCUGGUUCUCCAUCUGGGUUUGGAUGUCUUGCUUUUGUUGGUGGUGAUGUUGGUGAUCAACGUUCUAUCACCCGUGGUCGAAGCAUCCAACGGUAGUGGUGUUUUGUAUUGGGGGCAUUGUGCGGCUAUGCUUUGGGGAGAUUGACCCAUAUGUUUGAGCUAUUUGUCUGGAGCCUUUGUUUUGGACUGUUGGGUUCUUUUUCUCUUUUUUAACUGUAAUGUGUAAUGUUUGAUUUUUUCCAUUGGGCUUGCCCAUUUGUUAUUUAAUGAACUGGC
Linum tenue is the source of this 491-nucleotide messenger RNA. Lineage: Eukaryota; Viridiplantae; Streptophyta; Magnoliopsida; Malpighiales; Linaceae. The record is from the annotation of a GenBank genome assembly.